AUGAGCCCUUCACAAGAUGGAAACAAACUUUUCUCCUUUAUCCCAGGUUUUUCUCCGCCCUCCACACACUCAGCAGCCUGGUUGGAGUUGAGGCUCGUGGGUCCAGUGACCAUGAGGCAAGCGGUGGAGGCUCAGGUGUUGAACCCCCACUGUGAACUUGGAGAACACGGUCUGCGUCAGAUCCUCACAGAUGUGAUCGAGGAGGUGAGAAAGUCAGUAAAUCCAGACAUCGAUGGAGCGGAGAUCCUCCACAGUCUGCUGAACGCCUCCUGGCUGCAGUCGCUACUCAAGGUUUAUGAGUGUCUCCAAAGAUACCUGAAAAACUCACCAGCACCUGCCCUGGACUACGCUUCAGGCCUCUCACUUCAGUUGCUGAUCGACAUCCGAUCGUUGCCAGGCUGUUCUGAAGAUGCUAAAGAGCUCUACCGCCUCCUGAGACAGCCACACCUGCAGGCUCUCCUCUCUGCUCAUGAUACGGUGGCCCAGAAGGACUAUGAGCCUGUGCUUCCACCCAUGCCUGAAGACCUACCAGACGACGAGGAGGCCACCAGGAUCGUCUGCCUGGUGAAGAACAAACAGCCUCUGGGAGCAACCAUAAAGAGAAAUGAGAUCUCAGGGGAGAUCUUCAUCGCCCGGGUGAUUCAUGGAGGGCUGGCAGAUCGAAGUGGUCUUCUGCAUGCAGGCGACAGGAUCGUGGAGGUGAAUGGUUUUCCUGUAGAUGGGAUGGAGCCUGAGCAAGUUAUACAAGUUGUGCAAGCCAGGUCACAAGGCACCAUCAUGUUCAAAGUCAUCCCCAUCACAGAAAGGCCGGUCCACAACCAGACGAUGCUGUAUGUGAGGGCCAUGGCAGACUACAGCCCGCAGCAGGACCCAGCCAUCCCAUGUGCUGACGCAGGUAUGAGCUUCAGAAAAGGUGACGUCCUGGAGAUCGUAGACCAGACAGACGCCCUCUGGUGGCAAGCCAAGAAGCUGCCCAACAACACAGCCUGUGCUGGCCUCAUCCCCUCUACCAACCUGCUUAAACGGAAGCAGAGGGAGUUCUGGUGGUCUCAGCCUUAUCAGCCACAUGCCUGCAUACAGACCUUGAGCACUGUAGAGGAAGAAGAAGACCUGAUGGCCCUCGAUGAGAAAUGUGUAGAAGCAGAUGAGGAGGCUUUUGAAUCUGAGGAGCUCAGAGAAGAGGAGGAUGACUUCAGCAGCAACAUUGAAAGCAUCUAUCUAGCGGGCUUUAGGCGCAGCAUGCGUCUGUGCCGGCGGCGCUCUCACAGCACCACCCAGCCAUCCUGCCACACCCGCUGUCCCAGCAGCUGCUACAGUGCGCUCAACAGUCCCUAUGAGGAGGUGGUGCGGUAUCAGCGCCACCCGCAGGACACACACCGCCUCAUCGCCCUCAUAGGUGCAUCAGGUGUAGGUGUAAAUGAACUAAGAAGGCGAUUGAUCGAACUGAACCCAAAUGUCUUCCAGGGAGCCAUACCUCACACCACGAGAGCACCCAAAGGAUACGAGGAGUCUGGCAGAGAAUAUCACUUCACCAGCCGAGAAAUCUUUGACAACAUGGUUUACAACAACAGGUUUCUUGAGUAUGGCGAGUACAAGGGGAAUCUCUACGGCACCAGCAUCGAGUCUGCCAAGGAAGUUUUAAACAGUGGGAAGAUCUGUGUUGUUGACAUCGAGCCACAUGCGGUUCAAGCAGUGAGGACCCAUGAGCUGAAGGCCUACGUCAUCUAUGUGAAGCCUCCAUCUCUGGAGCGCCUCAGGGAGACCAGAGAGAAAUCUUACAUCACCACCAACUACUAUGUCAACCGCCCCUUCAAAGAUGAAGAUUUCCAGGAGAUUGAGGAAUCAGCCCGUAAAAUCGAGUCUCAAUAUGGACAGUUUUUUGACCACAUCAUCGUCAAUGACGAGCUGCAGGACGCCUGUGUCGAGCUGCUAACGGCGGUGAGGAGGGCACAAGAUGAGCCACAGUGGGUCCCAGCCAGCUGGAUACGGCCAACCACCGAGUCGUGAAGAGGACACAGAGAAGAGUCAAGGAAGCUGAGAGGGCUCGGUCCACUGUUAUUUCUGAAAUCUUGACAUGUGAUUCAAUUUUAUUUCCAUAGGGCAUGUUUUAGAGGAGGAGAGCAUGAAAGAAAUCCUCUAAAUCCCCAAAGAUAAGAUGGAGCUGGACUAAAGCCUGAGGAAACUGUGUCGGAGUUUAAAUAGUAACUUCAAAAUUAGAGCCAACUGGAAUUACUAGAUUAGAAGCAUGUGUUUGGUGCUAGAGUUAACAAUGAAAAACAAUGAAAGAUCACAUUAGGCAACAAAUAUAUCAGUUAGAAAAUGCAGAGAUUACUCACUGAUUAAAAACAAUGUGUUCUACUUUGGACACAUCUUUAAUUUUGAACGCACAAAAAUAGUCAAUUCAUGGCCCUUCUCUCUUUAAACUGUGAUUUCUCUUCAAUGUUGUGUACAGACUAGAAAGGAAAAAUGGUUUCUUGUUGAUAAUUCCGUUUUCUUUUUGAUUGUAAAUUUUGUAAUUUUUGAGGUUUCUGUGUGGCAUUACAUUUCAUCAAAAUAAUCUGUUAUGGGCCCGAGGAAUUAAA
This is a messenger RNA of Cheilinus undulatus (humphead wrasse), 2582 nucleotides long. Its product is annotated as MAGUK p55 subfamily member 4-like. The record is from RefSeq and is a predicted model, not a curated record. Bases 1 to 2007 code for a protein of 668 amino acids. Gene Ontology annotation, cellular component: plasma membrane; adherens junction. Gene Ontology annotation, molecular function: protein binding. The transcript has 21 exons. Lineage: Eukaryota; Metazoa; Chordata; Actinopteri; Labriformes; Labridae.